Misgurnus anguillicaudatus (oriental weatherfish) is the source of this 4127-nucleotide messenger RNA. It is a transcript of the gene amer2, whose product is annotated as APC membrane recruitment protein 2. Gene Ontology annotation, cellular component: plasma membrane. Gene Ontology annotation, biological process: regulation of canonical Wnt signaling pathway. Gene Ontology annotation, molecular function: phosphatidylinositol-4,5-bisphosphate binding; beta-catenin binding. Lineage: Eukaryota; Metazoa; Chordata; Actinopteri; Cypriniformes; Cobitidae. The record is from RefSeq and is a predicted model, not a curated record.
GGCUUGCCUUCAGCGCUGACGAAAGCUGCUUAACCCUCCUAGUUACCAUAGAGACUGUCAGGCGCAGCCACCAGUGAGAGAGUGAGAGCGAGGGAGAGAGAACACCAACAAGCGACGGCAGCGAUAGCAGGAAGGAAAGCAGUGGUUAGAGACAGGGUAAAAUAACAGAGGAAAAGCAGAGAAAGAAAAACAACAUCGCUGGAAAGAUGGAGGUACAGACUGAAUGCAGUGAACCACCUCCAUGCGACCCCCAGCCACCGGGAAAGCUCAACAAAGCUGCCUUCAAGCUGUUCAGCAAGCGCAAGUCCGGCAGCAGCAUGCCGAGCAUCUUCUCAGUCAGGAACAAAGGAGAGGGCGCCGGAAAAGCCUCUGGCAAGCCGCUGGAACUUGUUAGGAGCAAAACCCAUGAUGGCUUAAUAACAGACACUCCCUCGGUGCUUGACGGCCACAGGAAAGAUGAAUCUGCCAGCAGCGACCAGCUUCACGCAGGAACGCCAGAUGGUGUGUCCAACGCCCCCCUACGCAGCUCCAUCACCAAGUCUUUCAGCUUCUUCUCUCUACUGCGGCGUAGCAGCAGCCGUGCAGGAGAUGGGAAUACUACGGUAGGACGGCGGGGACGUGGAUUAAAGGGACUUUUUAGCAGCAUGCGUUGGCGCCGGAAACCUCAGGCUCAAGAUUACUCAGGUGAGGUGCAGGAGGCGGCCAAAGAGGGGAAGGAGGGAGAUCUAUUACCUUCCGCUUCCUCUGACAACACGAAAACAGAGAAGGACAUGACUCUUACUCUCGAGCCCUUACCGCAAGUUUUUGAGGAAAGUAGUCUCCCAGGGGACACCGGGAAAUGGCAGGGAACAUCUAUGCAGGAAUUACAGGGAGCUAAUGAAGUGGACUGUGACACGUGUAGUCUUUCACAACAACAUCCAGUCACUGAGGAGUCUCCACCUCCUUCUCCACUGCGAGACCAGGCAGGGGAACUUCAGCACAGUGAUUCAACGCACCUGUCCUCCAUACCGUCCUGCGCUUUGACCCCUCCAGUGGAACAUGGCACAGUCGACCCACCUGAACAAUCUGUCGAUCGCUUAUGCUCCAUGUUCACUGAUGUUACUUCCCUUAAAAGCUUUGAUUCUUUAACAGGCUGUGGUGACAUCAUCGCUGACCCAGAAGAGGAUUCUGGGAAUGGGGCAAGUGCCACGAGCAGUGGAACGGGUAGCGGUAGUGGGGGCUGUGUGGGUCACAGGCUAAAUGGAGCUGGGAUGAACUCUGAGAGAUGCUCACCUGCCAAGCCUCCGCUUCCUCCUCAGGUCAGUAGUUUAUCAUCCAUUCAAGCUUCUUGCUACAUCCAAAGAGCACGUGCGGCCCCUAAAAAGCCUCAGGGCAGUGGGGUUGUUGCCUACAUGGGUGGAGGAGAAGAGAUGGCUAGUCCUGAAGGUGUUGAUGAUGCAGAUAUGCAGGGACUGUGGCACAUGUUGCCCCAAAAGGGUGAAGACUCCCCAGCCUUACGUCGUCCAGAGCCCGUCCUACAUCAUGUGCAAACCCGAUUGGACAAGAAGACCCCACCAGUGAAGGCGCUUGGACUCAGUAAAAUCCCUGUGAGUGGUUGUAAGGUGGAAAAAAAACAGCAGACUGCACGUCCUUCCCCUCCCCCUGUCGAAAAAGACCUCCAGGAUGCUCCACCCAGUGAUGAAGGUUACUGGGACUCUCCAACACCUGGACCUGAAGAUGAGGAAAGCAGCUUCCUUCGGCGGGACGGCCUUAUGAGGGACAGCUGCUCUGGAGAUGCGCUCUACGACCUCUACGAUCCUGACAGCCCUAGUGCCGCUGGGUCUGACGACGAUGUAAGUUCGCCUACAAAAUCUUCAGGUGAUUUUAAACUGAACUCUUCUUCCCAGAAAUCCUCGUCUUCCUCUUCUCCCUCCUUCCGUUCCAUGAAAGGCAGCACAAGCCUACCUCGAGAUUCCAAGAUUCCCAUUAGUGUCAGACCAACUCCGCCUUCCCACUCUUCAAGCCAAGGAGCGCUGUCUUCAAAUCUUAGUCCCACUUCAAAUAGCCCCUCUAAAAAGACUGAUGCCCCACCACGCACUCGAAUCCCUGUCUCUAAGGUUCCUGUCCGUCGUUCCGGCAACAAGAGUGCUUCCAGCACACAAAGCAGGAAGUAAAGAGCUUGGAGACCUAUCAGAUGUUUUUGACAUAGGAAAUCGUUCACCUAGAGCUUUAGGCCAAAACAAAUGUACUUAAUAUGAAGCAAUCAACUUCUACUUUGGUUACAUUCAUUUAUGGAGGACUCUCAAACUUUCAGAGUUUCUUUAUAUACAUUUUUUUUGUGAUUUUACACAUAUUGCAAACUACCUUUGUAGUUAGCCCUACAAUAUUUAACACAUGACAUUCUUAGUAAGCUUGUAAGGUUUUUGAAUACCAGCCUUCGAAAAAAGCAUGAUAUGAUGACAAUGCUGAUAGUAAAAGAAUGUUUAAAUCAAAAAAGCUUCUUAUUCAGAGAAGUUCUCUCUAAAAAGUUCCCUUCGAUUCAACUUGGGAAUUUCUGGCUCAUUCAUCCAAUAAGCCCUUAGCACUGUGUUAAAUGCAGCUGCAAUCUUCAUCUCUCCAAGAUUUUACGAAACAUUUUGGAGUGCAACUGUGCAAGACGAAGCCAGAUCGAGCACUUCUGACACACCUAAACAAAGCUGCACGGACUUGCACACUCGAACCGGAUCAGGGAGCACAGCCUUCAGACACUUUUUGUAUCAUAAAAUGUGACUUCCUAUUGGUGUGAGGACAUUUCUUAUUACCGAAUCUUCACAUUUCUUACUCUUUUAUAUUGUAUAAGGACUUCCCUGUGACCUCACUGUGAAUAUGUGGCACUGCUUGUUUUGUCUUUUGGAAAAUACAACUUGCAAAAAACGGAUCAUAAGAAUCUCACUUCUUACUGUAAUCUCUCACUAACUGGACAUACUGAGCUGGACAUUUUGAAUGUAGCAUGACAUUAAGCACAGGUCUGUUUUAUUGCCUGCUUAAAGCUCUAUAAAUGAGAGAGAUAUGAACAAGCCCAUAUAAAUUAUGAGUUAAUUGUCUUCCACUAUUUGGCUCUUCUGGACAUCCAGGUAUCCUGCUCUCAGAUUCAGACUGGGCAUUCAUAUGUCAUCAUGUAAGAACUGGGGUUGAUCCACUAUUGUCAAAAGUUUUCUACUUUAAAGUUUUUGUUUUUAAACACCACUAUGUUUGUAAGUUGAAUUGUUCCCUUUCUUUAAAUUGUUCUUUAUUUAAUGAAUAAAAACGCACUUUGUGUGCCAGCCGGUGGAAGUCUAUUUCAGAAAGUGUGCAUUAUUUUCACCCACACACAGCGGGGACAUGCGGGGAAGCUUGACCGGGCUCAGAUGUUAGCUUAGUUUUUAAUCGCAGAGAUGCAAAAGGGCAUCAUGGUUGCUGUUUUGCAGCCAGUCACAGUCUGCCGGACUGGGAUUUAAAUUGUCCCGUGAGGCAGAAGAUCAUGGGUGUGGGUUGAUUUGUCGGCGUGGGGCUACAUGCAAAUCUGGGUGGUUUACUUAGAGGAGAAUUAUGGGCUUCUAUUGUCAUACAUCUGUUACUAAUGUGGUUUUAAAGAUGAUGUAAAAGAAAUGUGUGGAGAGAAUACAGAUAAGAGCUCGACUUAUUCAUUAAGGAUGUGUGUGUGUGUAUGAAUAGGGGGAUUUGGUGCAGUCCCCACAGUAAUGGUGCAGCAAAAACAUUUACUCCUGAAUAGGUCUCUGGCUGCAGUGUUUGGCUUCUUAUGUAAAGCCCUUACGUAACACUAUAACCCUCUGAUAUCAUCCUCAUACCGGAGAGAACUGGUUGUGUACUAUUAACCAUCAUGGUUUAAUAAAUGAAUUCUGAAUUAGCCAUAACUGUGUUAGCCACAUCUGGCAUUGCCCUUCAAUGCGUUUAAUCUGUGUGUAGGGCAGCUGAAUGACACAUUACUGCUGUAUGCAUAAGGAGAGAUGAGAGUGUGUAUGUGUGAGUAAUGGUUAGGUGACCUAGUUUUCAAAGACCUGAUUUUUUAAAUGAGUUAGGGGGAAAUGGUUGACAGACUGUGAGAUAAACAAACAAACAAAUCAAUAAAAAGACUGUGGUGUUACUAUUGGACAGUGAUGGUAAUGUUA